Molecule: messenger RNA, 839 nt
Organism: Drosophila busckii
Lineage: Eukaryota; Metazoa; Arthropoda; Insecta; Diptera; Drosophilidae
Exons: 3
Coding region: 19-816 (265 amino acids)
Source: RefSeq, a predicted model, not a curated record
GCGUAGAUAGUAUUAAUAAUGCAUAUUAAAGUGCAUUUAUUUGCCUGGGCUUUUGCUUUUCUGUGGCUGGCUGCACUUGCUCUGGCGCAAUAUAGUGCAGCAAAUAUGCUCUACAAUGUAGGCGAAUCUUCCUCGCUGAACUGCAGCGCAAAAGUAUUCAACGUGGAAUGGUGGCAACCCACUGGCAGAUCGGCGUACAAUUACAAAAAUAAAUCCGCUAUAAUAAUCCCAAUGAAUCCGGUAACGGUUAAGUAUGUGGGCGCCUAUUAUUGCAUUAAUGUAACUGACGCGCCGCAACAGCCGCAAAAUUAUGAAAGAGAGUUGGAAAUGCUGCUGCAACAGGAGCAAGCAACAAAGAUUUAUGUCUAUGUGAAUGAUCCCAAUCAGCUGCUGGCACCGUUUGAGGGCAAGUUGCCAGUAGAGCUGGGAGAACUUGCUUACAUACCAUGCAAGCCCUCAUACCCGAAUGUGGAAGUGACCUUAAGCUAUGGCAACAAGACGCGUUCCAGCCGAAACUUUAAGAAUUAUAGCGAGCAGCGUGGCUUUCCUAUGCGCAUUAGAAAUUUUACUACCAAAUACACUUGUCGCCCCAAGCAGCCGAGUCCCAACAACCCAGAAGAAGCGGUGCUCAUUGAGCUGCUCAAUUUGGCACUUCCACCAGCUGUGAAAAGCCCUUUGCCCACUUGGGUGUGGCUAAGUGUAGCGAUCGCUUUGGUGUUGCUGCUGGCAUUAAUCGUUCUAUUCGCGAUUUGCUAUUAUGUGAAACGUAAGCAGCAGCGGGAAUUGAAUGUGGGCUGCAUUGUUUCUUAUAAAUAAUAAGCUUGUAACACACUUGUUUA